This is a messenger RNA of Orycteropus afer afer, 1074 nucleotides long. NCBI's taxonomy places the organism in Eukaryota, Metazoa, Chordata, Mammalia, Tubulidentata, Orycteropodidae. The record is from RefSeq and is a predicted model, not a curated record.
AUGACAACUUCUUUGAAGUACUAUAGCUGCGAAGAUUUGGCAAGCAUAUUAAAUAAUAUGUUUAUGAUCAUUACUGUUGGAAAUUUUAUAAUGGGAAUUUUGGGAAAUGGAUUUGUUGUACUGGUUAACUGCAUUGACUGGAGUAGAAGCUGCAAAUUCUUCCUGAUUGAUAUUAUUCUCACCUGUUUGGCUAUUUCUAGAAUACUUCUGCUAUGCAUAGCAAUUUUGAGUAUUGGCUUGAAUGCAAUCUAUGAGAAAAUAUUGUACAAUAAUAACCUGCUGAUAAGUUUUCCCCUGCUGUGGACAGGACUCAGCUAUUUCUGCAUGGCCUGUACCACCUGCCUCAGUGUCUGCUAUUUCCUUAAGAUAGCCAUCUUCUCUAAUCGCAUUUUUCUCUGGAUGUAGUGGAGAAUUCACAAGGUGCUUUUCUUUAUUGUACUGGGGGCAACCAUCUUUUUCUGCAUAUGCCUUAUUUUGAAGAAUUCAGUAGUUAAAAGACAAAUCAAAGACCAGGUAAAAACUGAAAGCACUUCAACAUGGAACUACACAGUGAGACUACAGAAUUUGUUAACUUUUCAGGUGCUCAUUUAUGUGGUGUUCAUCAUACCUUUUGUAGUGUCACUGACCUCUUGUUUUCUUUUAAUCCUUUCCUUAUGGAGUCCUACCAGACAGAUGAAGGGCACAAGUUCUAGGGAUCUUAGCACAGAGGCCCAUGUGAGAUGCAUGAAGUCUAUGAUUUCAUUCUCACUCCUUUCUGUGAUGUACUAUUUGAGCAAUAAUAUCAUAGGAUGGAACUAUGCUCUUCUAGACAACGUUGUGGCAAAGAUAUUUGCUGCUAUUCCUAUUUUGUUCUAUCUAUCUGGCCACUUCUUUCUUCUUAUUUUAUGGAACAGCAAGUUGAAAAAGGCUUCUCUCUGUGUCCUGAGGAAUCUGAAGAGUUGCAUGAAUAAAAUGAAAACUGCAUUUCCAUUAAAAAAAAAAAGGAUUAGAGAUUUGGUCUUUAUGACUCUUAGCUAUGGUUUAAAUUUUUUUGAGGGGAAGUUUCUACAAAGUCUACCACCAUAUUUACUAUAG